AUAAUGUUCAAACUGACAAAUUAGACACAGAAUAAAUAGAUUUAAUGGUCUAAUGAAAAAUAAAGAAAAAAGAAACUUAUUUUAGACAGUCCAGAGUCAAAAGAGACUAUUACAAUUAUACCAAAAUAAGUUAGAUAUUGAUUAUAAUUUAGUAAUUGAAAGUACCAAGUUCAAGUAAAUUACCUAAGCAUUUUAUUUCUGUACCUAAAAAGAAAGCAAGACUUAAAUAAUAGACUUAAGAAGAAUGUCCAAUUUGUAUGAUGAAUCUAGAUGAUGUCUAAAAUGUUUGUGAGAUUGAUGUUUGCAAACAUUAGAUAUGUUUAACUUGUAUUAAAGAAUGGGCAGAAAAUUAUAAAACAUAAUGUCCCUGUUGUCGAGCAAAAUUCAAUUUUAUCUAUCCAAUAAAGGAUGGGAAAAGAGAAAACAACCCAAUAAAAUUAAAUUUAAAUUUACCAAAAUGGAAUUAAGAAGAAGAUGAAUUUUAUGAAGAUGAUAGUGAUUAUGAUGAUGAAGAGAGAUGCUAAGUUUGUUAAUGUUCACACACUCCUUAUUUAAUGUUAAUUUGUGACAAAUGUAAUGAUGCAUUUUGCCACACUUUUUGUGAUCCAGCUCAAUUAGAAUUCAAAGUACCAAGUAGUAAAUGGUAUUGUUUGAAUUGUAGAAAAUCAAAAUUUAUUUACAACAAACAUAAAUGA
Paramecium sonneborni is the source of this 695-nucleotide messenger RNA. NCBI's taxonomy places the organism in Eukaryota, Ciliophora, Oligohymenophorea, Peniculida, Parameciidae. The record is from the annotation of a GenBank genome assembly.